Cavia porcellus (domestic guinea pig) is the source of this 8313-nucleotide messenger RNA. RefSeq names its product PR/SET domain 16 (gene Prdm16). The record is from RefSeq and is a predicted model, not a curated record. Gene Ontology annotation, molecular function: histone H3K9 methyltransferase activity; protein binding. The transcript has 17 exons. The coding region runs from base 196 to 4026 and encodes 1276 amino acids. Lineage: Eukaryota; Metazoa; Chordata; Mammalia; Rodentia; Caviidae.
CGGCGGCGGCGGCGGCGCGACGAUGAGGAUGAUGAAUACAUUGCAAAGUUUUUUUGGCCCCGGCGAGGGGUGUCAGAUUGAGUGCUCUGUGCGCAUGUGCGAAGGUGUCCAAACUGACAAUGCUGGGGAGAUGAAGAUAGUGUGUAGCUGCUUCUGGGCUCAAGGAGGAGGAGAGAGAUUCCGCGAGCCGACACCAUGCGAUCCAAGGCGAGGGCGCGGAAGCUAGCCAAAAGUGACGGAGACAUUGUAAAUAAUAUGUAUGAGCCCGACCCAGACCUGCUGGCCGGCCAGAGUGCCGAGGAGGAGACCGAGGACAGCAUCCUGUCCCCCAUCCCCAUGGGGCCGCCGUCCCCCUUCCCCACCAGCGAGGACUUCACCCCCAAGGAAGGCUCACCCUAUGAGGCCCCCGUCUACAUUCCCGAAGACAUUCCGGUCCCACCCGACUUUGAGCUUCGGGAGUCCUCCAUCCCCGGGGCCGGCCUGGGGAUCUGGGCCAGGCGGAAGAUGGAAGCUGGGGAGAGGUUCGGCCCCUACGUGCUGGCGCCCCGGGCUGCGCUGAAGGAGGCUGACUUUGGAUGGGAGCCAAUGCUGACAGAUACGGAGGUGUCGUCCCAGGAAGGCUGCAUCAAGAAGAUCUCAGAGGACCUGGGCCCUGAGAAGUUCUGCGUGGAGGCCGGCCAGGUGGGGGCCGGCAGCUGGCUGAAAUACAUCCGCGUGGCGUGCUCCUGUGACGACCAAAACCUCACGAUGUGUCAGAUCAACGAGCAGAUUUAUUACAGAGUCAUUAAGGACAUCGAGCCAGGCGAGGAGCUGCUGGUACAUGUGAAGGAAGGCGCCUACUCCCUGCGGGCUGUGCCGCCCGGGCUGGACGAGGAGCCCGCAUUUCGCUGUGACGAGUGUGACGAGCUCUUCCAGUGCAAGCUGGACCUUCGACGCCACAAGAAGUACGCGUGCGGCUCGGCUCGGGCCACACUCUACGAGGACCUGGGCGACGGCCUCAAGCCUGAGGGUCUCGGCGGCAGUGGCAGCGAUGGGCAGGCCCACGAGUGCAAGGACUGCGAGCGAAUGUUCCCCAACAAGUACAGCCUGGAGCAGCACAUGAUCGUCCACACGGAGGAGCGAGAGUAUAAGUGUGAUCAGUGUCCCAAGGCCUUCAACUGGAAGUCCAACCUCAUCCGCCACCAGAUGUCCCACGACAGCGGCAAGCGCUUCGAAUGUGAAAACUGCGUGAAGGUGUUCACGGACCCCAGCAACCUGCAGCGGCACAUCCGCUCCCAGCACGUGGGCGCCCGGGCCCACGCCUGCCCAGACUGCGGCAAGACCUUCGCCACGUCCUCCGGCCUCAAGCAACACAAGCACAUCCACAGCACCGUCAAACCGUUCAUAUGUGAGGUCUGCCACAAAUCCUACACACAGUUCUCCAACCUGUGCCGGCACAAGCGCAUGCACGCCGACUGCCGCACGCAGAUCAAGUGCCGGGACUGCGGGCAGAUGUUCAGCACUACCUCGUCCCUCAACAAGCACCGGCGCUUCUGCGAGGGCAAGAACCAUUACACAGCGGGCGGCCUCCUGCCCCCCGGCCUGCCCCUGACCCCCAGCCCCAUGCUGGACAAGACCAAGCCCUCCCCCGGCCUCAGCCACGCGGGGCUGGGCUUCAACGAGUACUUCCCCUCCCGGCCCCAGCCCGGAGCCCUGCCCUUCCCCGCCGCCCCGCCGGCCUUCCCCGCGCUCACUCCCAGCUUCCCGGGCAUCUUCCCUCCGUCCCUGUACCCCCGGCCGCCUCUGCUACCUCCCACGCCCUUGCUCAAGAGCCCCCUGAACCACACCCAGGACGCCAAGCUGCCCAGCCCCCUGGGCAACCCGGCCCUGCCCCUCGUGUCUGCGGUCAGCAACAGCAGCCAGGGCACCUCGGCAGCCACAGGGCCGGAGGAGAAGUUCGAGAGCCGCCUGGAAGACGCGUACACGGACAAGGUCAAGGCCCGGAGCCCCGACAUGUCCGACGGCAGCGACUUCGAGGACAUCAACACCACCACGGGCACUGACCUGGACACCACCACGGGGACGGGCUCAGACCUGGACAGCGACGUGGACAGCGACCGUGACAAGAUCAAGGACAAGGGCAAGCUGGCCGAGGGCAAGCCCGAGUUCGGGGGCAGCUCGGCACACCCGGGCGCCGCCAGCAGUGUGGCGGAGGUGCCCGUCUUCUCCUCCCAGCACCCCUUCUUCCCUCCGCCCGAGGAGCAGCUGCUGACCGCCGCGGGCGCCCCUGGCGACUCCAUCAAAGCCAUCGCUUCCAUCGCCGAGAAGUACUUUGGGCCCGGCUUCAUGGGCAUGCAGGAGAAGAAGCUGGGCUCCCUGCCCUACCACUCCGUCUUCCCCUUCCAGCUCCUGCCCAACUUCCCUCACUCCCUCUACCCCUUCACGGACCGCGCCCUCGCCCACAACCUGCUGGUCAAGGCAGAGCCAAAGUCACCCCGGGACACCCUCAAGGUGGGCGGCCCCAGCGCCGAGUGCCCAUUCGACCUCACCACCAAGCCAAAAGAGGCCAAGCCCAUCCUGCCCCCGCCCAAGGCACCCUCAGCCCCCAUGUCUGGCGAGGAGCAGCCCCUGGACCUGAGCAUCGGCAGUCGGGCCCGAGCCAGUCAGAACGGGGGCAGCCGGGAGCCCCGCAAGAACCAUGUGUAUGGCGAGCGGAAGCCGGGGCCUGGCGAGGGGCUGCCCAAGGCGUGCCCAGCGCAGCUGCCGCAGCAGCCGACCCUCCACUACGCCAAGCCUUCGUCCUUCUUCAUGGAUCCCAUCUACAGGGUAGAAAAGCGGAAGGUGAUGGACCCCGUGGGCGUCCUGAAGGAGAAGUACCUGCGGCCAUCCCCGCUGCUCUUCCACCCCCAGAUGUCAGCCAUCGAGACCAUGACGGAGAAGCUAGAAAGCUUCGCAGCCAUGAAAGCUGACUCGGGCGGCUCCCUGCAGCCCCUGGCCCACCACCCCUUCAGCUUCCGGUCCCCACCCUCGACACUCUCAGACCCCAUCCUCAGGAAGGGCAAGGAGCGGUACACGUGCAGGUACUGUGGCAAGAUCUUCCCCCGAUCAGCAAACCUCACCAGACACCUGAGAACGCACACCGGGGAGCAGCCGUACAGGUGCAAAUACUGCGACCGCUCCUUCAGCAUCUCCUCCAACCUGCAGCGGCACGUGCGCAACAUCCACAACAAGGAGAAGCCCUUCAAGUGCCACCUGUGCAACCGCUGCUUCGGCCAGCAGACCAACCUGGACCGGCACCUCAAGAAGCACGAGCACGAGGGCGCGCCAGUGGGCCAGCACACCGGAGUCCUCACCAACCACCUGGGUACCAGUGCCUCCUCCCCCACCUCCGAGUCAGACAACCACGCACUUUUAGAUGAGAAGGAGGACUCCUACUUCUCUGAGAUCAGAAACUUCAUCGCCAACAGCGAGAUGAACCCGGCGUCCACGAGAACAGACAAAAGGCCAGAGAUCCAGGAGCUGGACAGCGACCCCCAGUGUCCAGGCCUGGCCAACGAAAAGCCAGAGGAUGUAGAGGAGGAGGAAGAGGACCUGGAGGAGGAGGACGAGGACAGCCUGGCUGGGAAGUCCCAGGAUGACAUGGUGUCCCCCGCGCCCGAGCCCCAGGGUGUCUAUGAGGACGAGGAGGAUGAGGAGCCGCCUGCUGCCCUGGCUGUGGGCUUCGACCACACCCGAAGGUGUGUUGAGGAGCAAGAAGGCGGCCUGUUAGCCUUGGAGCCCACGCCGCCCUUUGGGAAGGGGCUGGACCUCCGCAGAGCAGCUGAGGAAGCCUUUGAAGUUAAAGAUGUGCUUAAUUCCACCUUAGAUUCUGAGGCUUUAAAACAGACUCUGUACAGGCAGGCUAAGAACCAGGCAUACGCUAUGAUGCUGUCGCUCUCUGAGGACACGCCCCUCCACGCCACCGCGCAGAGCUCACUGGGCGCCUGGCUGAACAUCACGGGGGCCCCCUCCGAGUCCGGAGCCUUCAACCCCAGCAACCACCUCUAAAGGGCCGGGCCCGGACCAGAGUCCAGAGCCAGAGCACCUGCUGCAGGGAUGCAGGGGGCCGGGGAAGCCCCGCUGCCCGUGGCGACACUGCUCGGCCCAGUGCUAACGGCUCCCGUGAAAACUCAGCACCCAAGAGUCCCCGAAGCAGCAGCUGGGCUGCCCUGCCUCCUCCUAGAACUGGCCCCAGCAAGACCCCGUCCCGGAGCUGCCUGGAGGACCAACACCGGGCGAGCGUGGCAUCUUGAUCCCAGCAGCCACCGCCAGGUGCCCAUGGGGCACAGAGCGGGGCAGAAGGCAGGUGUGCGCCUAGGACAGACGUCUCUCUCGCCAGCAGUUUUCAUAAUGAAAGCGACGAGAAUAGCCCUUUUGGUAAUCGUAUUGACUACAGAGUCUAUUUAAGCAUGUGGGUUUUAAAAAUAGACAGUAUUUUUUAAAAAUCAAAAAAAUGACUUGCAAAUUGUUUUUUAAAAGUAAUUUUGCAUUGCUCUGAAAUUUCAGCUUACUUGCAAAGACAGCCCUGCCUGGGCAACCAAGCCGGGCUCGGGUGUGUCCUUUAUACUGUAGAUAAUGGAGAAUUUUCUAUCUCUGAUCCUAUUUGUACAAGCCAAGGUGAUUCUGGGCGCCCCGGAAGCAGAAUGAGGGGCAUGGAUCCACUCUUUCCGGCAGUGUGGACUCUGCUGGAACCCAGAGGCGCCCCCGUGUGGUCUGCGCGGGAAUCCACAGGCCCCACCAAGAGCCCCCAAUUGUAUGGAGACUCUGGGGGACGCGGGUCCUCCCUGCAGAGGUGUGGCCAGGUGCCCUGUGGUCCUUCCAGCCCCAUCUGUACCCUGGCCUCCCCCAGGCUGGCCCUGGCUUCUGUUCUCCCGAAGGCAGAGCUGAAGGUCUGCUUUCCGCCUCCCCAAGGCCACCGGCUGGGGCCCCUGCAGCUGCCCUGCUCCAGGACGCUAAGCGCUACUGUGCCUAAAACUCUGGAUCAACCCCGCGGCCACCAUCUCCACUCUUUGUGCAGGUUCUUGGCAGGCCAAAGUUGAGGACCGAAGGGUCCAGGGGACCCAGCACAAAAGGUGAAGAGGACACAGCCCUAGGGACCUGCAGCUCCUUCCUCUGGAUAUGUCCGCUUCUCCCUUUCCAUGGGCUUUAAAUUAUUCCCAUAGGGGCCAAUUUCAAAUAAUCCUUUCUUUUCCCUGAUGGAAUUUACCUUAAUCUGUAUAUAACUUGUAAUUUUUUCUAAUUCAUUUCUUUUCUUAUUUUAUUUCUUCCUUAACAGUAUUUUUGGCAUUAGACAUUCUUAUUGUGAAGAAAUAAUGUUAAUAUAAGUAUCUAGUGAAGGACCAAAACCGUGUAAUAAGGUGUGUUGUGUGAUCAAUAACCAGGGAGUGGGGCGGUUUUAAAUGUGCCAAAUACCCCGCGUCCCCCCACGAAUCCUGCUGUCGCCGCUGCCCACUUAGCAGACAAUCAUAUGUUUUUGUUAAAUUUGAGUUUCAGUCGCAUUUGCAUUUAAGACAAGUGUUCUAUUUAUUUUAUGGUUUGGAAAAGAAAAGUAAGGAGUGUCCCCAAAAGAAGAGAAAAAGAGAAAUUGCCCAGGUUGCCCUUGAACAAAGAAGACAGAAAUGCAGGCUAUCGUGACACAAGCCGCGCGUGUGUGGAUUUGUUCACACUGCGGAUGUCUAUCAGUGUUUGUCCCCAGGGGCAACAGGGCAUGUGCGGGAGGACGUGUCCCGGGCACUCUGGACCACGGGCAGUCGCCUACAUCAGUGCCUGGCCAAGCAGGCCUGUCCCGGAGCUUGAGACAGGGAAGUGGACCAGGCAGACCGUGGACCACGCAGACCCACAGACCGUGGGGAGAGGGGUCUCCUUUUGCUAAACCCAAGGAGCAUGGCAAGAUGAGAGCCUCCCGUGCGCGCACAGACUGGAGAGGCCGGCGGACGAGCUGGCUGCGGCCACACCGUGAAUGUUCUCCAACGCAAACCCCGUGUCAUCCAGGCCUCCCGCCAGGUACCGCCAUGGGAGUGUCCCGUCUCCUCCUGAACUAGAUGGGAUCCCUGUAAAAAUCCAACCUCACGUACAAAUGCCCCAUUUCUGUAAACCCAAAAUUAUAUGAUUUCUUCUGUGAAAGAUGAUGUGUGUGCUUUCUUUUGCGAAGUGAUUCUCCAAAGUGGGAGGGGUGGAUGGAGCCGCACUGCCACCUGCUGGCGGAGGCAAAGAGAGAAGGCUCCCCUCUAACCGCUCUCCGGAACCCCCUGCCCGGUUCUGUCCUUCUGGGCUGGCCUCCCAAGCACUGUCUCCUCUUGCCAACCUCCUAUCCCUUUCCCAGGACCCUGGUCAGAUCUUUAAGUCCUAUAUUUUUGUUCCCUGAAAAUGGUGAUAGCAAACCUAGCUUCUCCAGAACACUCAGACCCAGCACUUAGCCAUUUUGGAGGACUCUGACCUUGAACCCCUGACCAAGAAAGCACUUAUCUCCUGCCCUGGGACAGUCCUGAAAGAUGGCCUCCACACUUAGCCACCUCCAGGAGCCGGCCAGCUCCACCCCUACUUUUCUUUGUCCAGAUGUGCCCGCCUCCUUCAGGCCCAGUGUCCUCAGGACCAGGAGACCAACCGGGGGCCAGUGGCCAGGCCCGGCAGGAGCUUUCCCAGACCCUGGCCUCUGAGCAACAAUCUGCCACAGGUGGCUACAUCCACUGGUAGCAUGAGCAGAGGUGAGACCACAGACAGCUGGCCUGAGGAUGGUGGUCCCAGCAAGGAUCCUAUGAGGCCAGGGUCCCUAGACUGCCACCCCAACCCUAACUCCUCCAAUGGUUGACCCUCAGCCCCAGAUGGAAAUUCAGACAGAGGCCUCUGGCAUCUUCCAUCUGCCACCCUCCAGACCUGGCCUCGGGGCUCUGUUGUCGCUGUCAUUCUCAGACAAUUGGGUGGGAUAUGUGGCACCAGCGGGUGCCCGUGCACACCCCAGGGGUGUGUGGCAGCGCACAGGUGGGCUGGCGGGGCCUCCCUCCCAAGGCCCAAGUGCAGCUGGCCCGGCAGGCACUGACGGGCCCAAGCCCAGCGCCCCGAGUGCAGCCCCAUAGACUCAGGGCCGUGGCUUCCUCUGCCUCCGCAGCCUCCCAGGAGUGACCAGAAGCCCUCGUAAGCACAGAGCACGUGUUCUAGAUGUGAAGCCAUGAAGCACUGGAUUGUGGCCCUGACCCUGGCCCCUGCCCAAGCGACUGAAAUCUACUGAGCUGUAUUCACUGUGCUGUUCCAGGGUGGGGAGCGGAGGCCCGGGCCUGCGCUGCCGCCGCGUGGGGGCCGGGGAGCCGGGGCUCUGGGACACAGCCACCCUGGGUCACGGAGCCAGCCGGGGAUUAGAAGCCAUGGAACUGUGUCUGUAGCACUGAGUGAUACUGUGACAAAGACGCUCUUGCAUUAUCCGAGUUCCUUUCUCCAUUCCAUUUUGUUUGUUUGUUUGUUGUUUUAUCCUUUUUCUGUCAUGGAUCCACAUUACCACUUUUUGGGGGAAAAAUACAAUAAACCCAAGCAGCUCGAGUCUCUGCGUGUGCAGGUCAGCUGCGGGCAGCGGAGCCCGGGCCAGCACGCGUGUGGCUGAGAGUCGGUGUGCACACACACACCCUGGGUGUGUGUGCGUGUGGUGCGCGUGUGUGCGUGUGUGAACGUGUGUGCAGGGUCCUGAGCCUGUCCGCCCACCGCCGUCACAUUCAGAUUUGGUUUAGUGUUGUUCUUGUUUUUCGUUUCGUUUUGUUUCUUUUAGAACUGUAUAGCGUUGAACAAGAAAUCAAAUGUAAAUGUCUGGUUUUCACAUAUUGUUUAAGAAACAAAAGAAAAAAUCUAGCAGGAGGCCGGUGCUCACCCCACACUGUAAAUUGCUUCUGUUGUGUUUAUAGUGAACUGUGCAUGGCUCGUGUUUCGCGGUCACUAUGGUGUCUGUUUGUGAAGUUUUAUGACCAGGAAAACCCGUAGAUUCACUUACUGAAUAUGUGAUUAGGGUCGACAGCAAGACCAGCGUCCCGAGCGGAAGCCCGCACCCGGGCCGCUCCCGACAGAAAUCACUGUGGGAGAGGAAGGAGAGAGGCGCGUAGAAAAUAAUCAAAAGAGCGAUUCCGCAGAACUCCUGAUGCUUGUGACGAAGACAAACGUACUGUGUAGAGGAAUCCUCAGCGGGAGAGCCUAGGAGAUGCCGAUUCUGAGGUUAAUGCUGUAGAAUAGGACUGUACACCAAAUGUAAUCUUUCCGAUGCUACGGUGAGUUUAUACAUGAGAUUGAUAUGCAAUAAAUCUGUGUGCUUUUCUAAGA